AUGAGGCUUCUCGUCGCUCUAUCCGCCGGUCUACUAACCAGCGUCUCAGCCACCCCCGUCGGCACACCCACCCUCACCUCCCGCUCCGCAACCUCCGUCCAAGAAACCGUCAGCCUCUGCACACAAUACGCCUACCACUCCGCAAACGGCUACGAAAUCCUCAACAACCUCUGGGGCAAAGACGCAGCCACCUCCGGCUCGCAGUGCACCUACUACGAAGGCAGCACCCCCUCCGGCGGCAUCAAAUGGAGCACAGAUUGGGUAUGGCAAGGCGGGCAGGACAACGUAAAGAGCUAUGCGUACGCGGGCAAGAUCUUGACAAAGGGACAGAAGAUCUCGCAGAUUACUAGCAUGCCAACGCAGGUGGAGUGGUCGUAUAAUCAGACUAGCAAUGUGAGGGCGAAUGUGGCGUAUGAUGUUUUUACUGCCGCGGAUCCGAAUCAUGUCAACAGCAGUGGGGAUUAUGAACUCAUGGUCUGGCUCGGUCGGCUGGGAGGCGUAUGGCCCAUCUCACAAGCUGGAGCUCCUGUAGCAACCGUCACCAUCGCUGGAUACACGUUUGAUCUCUACACCGGUUACAACGGAUCGAUGCGCGUGUACAGUUUUGUGCGGGCUGGAAAUAGUGAUAUUAAGAGCUUUAGUGCGGAUAUCAAGUUGUUCUUCAACUACUUGGUUCAGACUCAGCAGUAUCCUGCAAGCACGCAGAAUCUUAUUGGUAGGUCGUUCCCACACGGUUAG
Messenger RNA from Alternaria metachromatica, 738 nucleotides. RefSeq lists its product as uncharacterized. The coding region runs from base 1 to 738 and encodes 245 amino acids. The record is from RefSeq and is a predicted model, not a curated record. The transcript has 2 exons. Gene Ontology annotation, molecular function: cellulase activity. Gene Ontology annotation, biological process: polysaccharide catabolic process. NCBI's taxonomy places the organism in Eukaryota, Fungi, Ascomycota, Dothideomycetes, Pleosporales, Pleosporaceae.